Molecule: messenger RNA, 729 nt
Organism: Micromonas pusilla CCMP1545
Lineage: Eukaryota; Viridiplantae; Chlorophyta; Mamiellophyceae; Mamiellales; Mamiellaceae
Exons: 2
Coding region: 29-637 (202 amino acids)
Source: RefSeq, a predicted model, not a curated record
CCGCACGUCGACGCCUCACACACUCACGAUGCCCGAGCCCACCAAGGAAUUCCCCAAGCGCGACGCCGCGCUCGCGGCUGGCAAAAAGGACAAGGUCGUCGCCAAGGCGUUCAAGGAGGGCGGCAAGAAGGGCGUCGAGAUCGAGGGCGCCGCGGACACGUCCGGUCUCACGUGCUUCUGCACGCGCAUGCAAAACUCCGCGGGGGACAUCAUCCUCCUCGAAGCCGCGAUGGAGGGCAUGAACGCCGUCCCGGACCCGGAAGACCCGGAGGAGCGCAAAGGGUGCUCCGGCCACAUCUCGAAGCUCAUCAUCUCCGAGAACGAACCGGAGAAGAAGAUCGCCAUGGUCGCGUACGUCACGGAGGAACACAAGGAGAAGAUCAACGCGAUCGAGUGGAUGAAGUCCGUGUGCGAGACCGACCUCGGCGGCGGCGUCGGCGGGACCCCCGACGACGCGUCCACGGACACGUGGGCGACGUGCACCGCGGUCGAGGACACGGACAAGGGCUUCUUCUACCUCAAGAUGAAGGACAACACGCUCGCGGCGGCGAUUCAGUACCUCCGCGAGCGCGGCCUCUUCAACGACGAGGAGGAUGACGAGGACGAGGAGAACCCGGCCGCGGACUUCGAGUGGUAAAUCGCGCGCCGCACGUCGCGCGAUGCCUUCGCUCGCCGCGCCUAUAAGUAGUCGCUAUAUCUUUCGUUACGGCGCGAUGAUGAGCUAAAUCG